UAAAAAUUCCAGAUGCAAAACGACACGUGUCACGACGACAGUGUUCCCAUAUUACUAUAAAAAGCCACCGGCUUCUACUAGUUUCAAAUCAUCCCGAAGCUUCUAUGAGCCCAAAGAUGUCUUCCAAAUACUUGCUAGUGUUUCUUCUUGGAGUGGUGGCUUUCACCACCACAACUCCUUCUCUUGCUGAUAACCAUGACCCAAAGCCACAAAUCUACAAGCCUCCAAUUACCGUACCCCCAAUUUACAAGCCUCCACCAGUUGACAAGCCACCCCACAAUGAACACCAUUUGUUAGAGGUGGAGGGCCAAUUUCCCAAGGGAGAAAAGCCACCUCCAGAGCGCAAUGACCAGCCUCCCCAGGUACAAAAGCCACCACCAGAGCGCAAUGACCAGCCUCCAAAGGGAAAGAAGCCUCCACCAGAGAACAAUGAGCCUCCAAAGGGAAAAAAGCCUCCACCAGAGAACAAUGAGCCUCCUAAGGGACAAAAGCCACCACCAAAGGAGAAACCAGGUGAUGAGCCUCACAAGGAUGAGAAGCCACCACCUGAGCAUCCUGGAGAUGAGCCACCGAGAAAAGGAGAGAAACCACCACCUGAGCAUGAACCAGGACACCCGAGAGAUGAGCCACCAAGAAAAGGAGAGAAGCCACCACCAGAGCACAACGGAAACCCGGGCAACGACGAGCCUCCAAAGGGUGAGAAGCCGCCUCAUCACAAACAAGAAACCAGAACUCGUUUGCUAGAGGAGCCAUUGGAUGGGAAAUUGCCUCCUCAGGGAAAGAAGCCGAAGCCACCCACAAAACCCAAGCCACCAACCCCACUUGAUGAGCACAAGCCAUUCCCAGAGCCCAAGCCAGAACCAAAGCCAGUUGAUCAGCCUCCAAAGGGUGAGAAGCCGCCUCAUCACAUACAAGAAACCAGAACUCGUUUGCUAGAGGAGCCAUUGGAUGGGAAAUUGCCUCCUCAGGGAAAGAAGCCGGAGCCACCAACCCCACUUGAUGAGCACAAGCCAUUCCCAGAGCCCAAGCCAGAGCCCAAGCCCGAACCCAAGCCAGAACCAAAGCCAGUUGAUCAGCCUCCAAAGGGUGAGAAGCCGCCUCAUCACAUACAAGAAACCAGAACUCGUUUGCUAGAGGAGCCAUUGGAUGGGAAAUUGCCUCCUCAGGGAAAGAAGCCGAAGCCACCCACAAAACCCAAGCCACCAACCCCACUUGAUGAGCACAAGCCAUUCCCAGAGCCCAAGCCAGAGCCUAAGCCAGAGCCCAAGCCAGAGCCUAAGCCAGAGCCCAAGCCAGAACCAAAGCCAGUUGAUCAGCCUCCAAAGGGUGAGAAACCGCCUCAUCAAAAACAAGAAACCAGAACUCGUUUGCUAGAGGAGCCAUUGGAUGGGAAAUUGCCUCCUCAGGGAAAGAAGCCGAAGCCACCCACAAAACCCAAGCCACCAACCCCACUUGAUGAGCACAAGCCAUUCCCAGAGCCCAAGCCAGAGCCCAAGCCAGUUGAUCAGCCUCCUAAGGGCAAGGGAGACAAGCCACCUCAUCACGAUCGCCAUCUUGAACAGAAUGUGGUGGAGGGUGGAAGAGACCCAUCAAAGCCACCGAGGAAACUAAAGCCCCCAACUGGCCCUGUCAAGCCACCUCACAAACUUCCAUUUCCCAACUGAAACUGAUCAUGCAUGCAUGAAUGACUAGCUCUGAUCAUGCAUGCAUGAAUGACUAGCUUCCUAAGUUCAUGUCAUUACGUAGAAUAAGAGAUGUGUUAUGUGUGUUUAAUUUCUUGUAAUGUCACUGUGAUGUACGGAUCGGUUUCGACUAUAGCAGUAGUACUGUGCUCUUCUCAUGUAAAGCAUCCGGUGUCAUUUGUGUUAUUAUUAUAUAUAAACUACGCUUUUCUUCCCCUUUUAA
Messenger RNA from Prunus dulcis (almond), 1905 nucleotides. Its product is annotated as early nodulin-75-like. The transcript has a single exon. The record is from RefSeq and is a predicted model, not a curated record. NCBI's taxonomy places the organism in Eukaryota, Viridiplantae, Streptophyta, Magnoliopsida, Rosales, Rosaceae. Bases 105 to 1664 code for a protein of 519 amino acids.